AUGUCCAUCGCUAAGACAGUCCUUCACAAGUUUGUUGGCUACCUGGAGGCGCAGGCCUCGGAGCUGAUCUGGAAACCUCGGUGCUCCGCGACGAUCGCGUGGGAACAAAGCCAGGGCAUCUCUGCCAAGGACAAGACAUCCAAGUACACAGGCCCCCGAGAGCAGCGACAAUUGUUGCGCAGAGCCAGGUUCUGGACCGGACUGCGACUGGUGGAUGGUGCACUGAAGAGUUUUGUCUAG
Molecule: messenger RNA, 240 nt
Organism: Linnemannia hyalina
Lineage: Eukaryota; Fungi; Mortierellomycota; Mortierellomycetes; Mortierellales; Mortierellaceae
Source: the annotation of a GenBank genome assembly